Molecule: messenger RNA, 1662 nt
Organism: Octopus sinensis (East Asian common octopus)
Lineage: Eukaryota; Metazoa; Mollusca; Cephalopoda; Octopoda; Octopodidae
Product: tRNA-dihydrouridine(20a/20b) synthase [NAD(P)+]-like
Exons: 11
Coding region: 300-1316 (338 amino acids)
Biological process (GO): tRNA processing
Molecular function (GO): flavin adenine dinucleotide binding; tRNA dihydrouridine synthase activity
Source: RefSeq, a predicted model, not a curated record
AAAAAAAAAUUCAUCACAGACAGUAUAAAGUAACUCUUCUAUAUAGAAGGAAGAAAUGGUUAAUCAUGGCUACGAUUUCAAAACAGAGAUAAAACAUAUGGACUCGGUUUGUAGCAGCCUAAAUUCAUCACACACACGCAGUAUUUAUUAUAUAUAAUAAUAUAUUAUUAUAUAUAUAAUAUGUAUGUAUAAAAAGCAUUUCUAAACCAAAUUUGCAAUGCUGACUCAACUGAACUAUCUUUACCAGAUCAUACUCUCUUAGUAUCUGUGUUCCUAUGAGUGACCUUUGAAAAGCCACAAUGGUUGAUAUAUUGGAUGCCAGCAAUAGUGUGAGCAGACUUUCUCUUCUGGGUGACGGAGAAGAACAGGAUUUCAAAUGGAAGAAACCUCUGGAGCUUUUUGCUGAAAGGAAAUUUGUGAGGAUCUGUGCCCCCAUGGUACGUUACUCAAAGUUACCAUUUCGACUUUUGACUCGAAAAUAUGGUGUAGACUUGGCUUAUACUCCGAUGAUAGUCUCAAAUAGUUUUCUCUGCUCAUUGAAGGCCAGAGACAGCGAUUUCACAACUUGUAAUGUUGACCGGCCACUCAUCGUCCAGUUUGCAGCCAGUAACACUGAAGACUUUGUCCGCGCUUCCCAAAUCGUUGUACCAUAUGCUGAUGGUGUUGACCUCAACUGUGGCUGUCCUCAAAGGUGGGCUCAAGCUGAGGGCUAUGGAGCUUGUCUUCUUCGCAAACCAGAGAUUGUGCAAGAUAUGAUCCGACAAACAAAAGGAGCAAUUUCAAGUCAAGACUUUACCAUUUCUAUUAAGAUACGUAUUCAUCAUAAUAUCAGGGAAACUGUUGAAUUUUGUCGUAAAAUGGAACAUGCUGGAUUAUCUUGGUUAGCCGUUCAUGGACGUACACCUGAACAGAGAGGUGAACCAGUGAACAAUGAAGCAAUUCAACUGAUUAAAAGCAGUGUAAAUAUUCCAGUCAUUGCCAACGGUGACGUAAAAUCUCUUGAAGGAGCCAAAAAGAUUCACACAGAAACUAAAGCAAAUGGUAUAAUGGCUGCUCGUGGUAUCCUAUCCAACCCAUCUAUGUUUGCUGGUUACCAGUCAACUCCAGAAGAAUGUGUUAAAGACUGGAUAUAUCUGGCACUGUCGACUGGAACAUCAUUCCAGUGUUUCCACCAUCAUCUAACAUUUAUGUUACAAAAAGCAAUGAGUCGUGCUGAACAAACAGUCUUCGCAUCUUUAGCCAGCACCUCAUCUGUACUUCAGUUCUUAAAGGAGAACUUUGGUAUCUCUGCUCCUAGAAUACCUGUUAAAUCUUAACAUCAACUUCUACCAACAGCGAUUUGGUACCAAAAUACAGAAAGAUAUUUCAUAUGUUGUGUUUGGCAAAAGAAGUGAUAUGUAAAAUACCAAAGAGUCUUAUUCCACUAAGACUUCUGGUUUCUUCCCCAGGAUGAAAAGUAACAGAAUCUAAAAUUCUAGUAAAGAAUGUUCCAAUUCAGCAGACUACAAGAGAUAUGUCAUGUGCACUGUGUUCAAUACCGGAUUCAAGAUGAUUACUUUCAAAUCACUCAGGGAUACUUUUAACAGAAUUUCAGUUGAUUUUCUUUUUUUUAUUUGUAAUUUUUGUUUUAAGAAUUUCCUGUAAGUCAGAAAUGAAAUUUAA